AUGGUAUCACUCACAAACGAAGAGGUCCGAAAUAACCCAAGUAUUUUAAGUUUAUACGUCCCUAAGGCUGUUUUGUCUCCACCAGUCCUUUCUGAUUUGCUCAGCCUCGAUUGGCUGUCCCUUUCCUCUGAGAUUCCUCAUCUCUUGCAUGAUCUAAUAUCAUUGACUAAUCAUAUCCUCUCUACCAGCAACCCUACACACAUCCGUUCACUACUCUCAACCCUUAUCAAGAGCCUAAUUGAGUAUAGUACUAAUCCAUAUAUAGCCUGAUAAAUAAUUUAAUAAUAUUUAUUGGAAUAUUCUUAAAAAACAGCAUAUUUCCUAUUUAGUCCAUCAUUUGAGAAGCCAAAAGGAGUUUUGAAGCUGAAAAACAAAAUUUUUUCAUCAGCCAAUGAAUUAAAAUUUUUCAUUGUAAGUGUGCUGAAAUCCCAUAAUUUAAAUGAAAAAAUCACUGGAGAGGCAGAAGAACUUAUUUAUGCUCUGUUUCAAUACCACCCUUCAAGUAAAGAUAAAUUUGAAAAUAUAAAAAGUAUAAGCAUUGGAGUUCAUAAAGAAGAAAAUCGAGAAAACCGAUGCUUUGUUAUACAUACUGAAACCUCAGAGGCCAAAAUUUCAUAUGUUAAAGCUAUUAAUGGAUUUAUCCAGUCCAUGGACCAGCAAGCUGAACAAUCAAUACUUGACAAUAUACAUAAAGUUGCCGAUAAAAUUAUAGAACUCAUUGUACAGACUAUUGAAAUGAACCCAGUACUAGUACCUUUUCUUAAGUCAAAAAUUAACGAUUCAUUCCCACACAGGCGAAUUGAUGCUGCUAUCCAAAAAUUUUUCCUUCGAAAUAUUCUGAUUUUAAGCCAAAAAUGCAAAAUACUUCAAGAUUUUAUUCUGCGAAAAGUUAUUGAAAAAUUAAUAGAAAUUGAGGUAGAAGACAGCUAUGAGAAAUUAGACACUUUAUUGCUUGUAGUCUUAGAGCAUCUUCAAUCCAAGGUUGAUGAUUCUCUAUAUAACUCAGUAAUAAAAAUUUUUGAGGAGCUUAUACUUCCAACGCAUCAUGUGAAGUAUAUUCUCCUUAUAAUCGUCAAUAUUUGUCAAUCUGGAAAAGAAGAAUAUGCAGAGGUUUUCCUUAGCAUGCUUAUUAAAAAGAUUUUUGCUAAUGAAUUCAUUGAGUCUUCUACAGCUUGCUUGGUUUCUUUUCUGGUAGAAUACUCCGAACAGGUUUUGCCCUGUGCAAAAUACCUUAUUUACUACUGCCUCAGGGCUAUUAUAAUUAAAAUAUGGCGUCUUCGUCUGGGUAUGGCCUCCCUGCCAUACAGCCUCGACACAUAUUUUAAUUAUAUCCGGCAAGGUUUUACCAUUUCAGAGAAGGACAGCAAUGCUAGGUAAGCAAUUCUGGUUGUGUGCAGAGCCUAGCCCUAGUCCAAUCUCAGAGGUGGAUUUUUCCUCAUGGGGAAGGAGGGUACGGGAGUUGGGAAAGGGGAAGCCCAGUAGAGUCCUCAGGACCAAUCGGGCAACUCCCUAGCGUGAAACUGGGCGUUACGUCCCAGGCUACAUAUUUUUCCUUUUUGCCGAUAGCUGACCAGAAAAUCCAUUUUUUUGGGUUUUCGGAUAAGCAACCCAUGUUACAAGUCAGUAGCUCAUUCAUGAGCCGUCGAAGCCGGAACACUCGUCUGGAGGCGCACCUAUUGGUGUAACAAAGCAGGCCAGCCCGGUGGUCUGUGGGCCCGAUGCGGCGAAAGCGAGCGGCAGGUCUGGGACUAUGCCUACCCCGUAGUGGACGUAAAACGUUAUAAAUCAUAAUCUAAUCUAAUCUGCCUCAGAGCUAUUAAAAAACGAUCAAGCAGUAAAAACUGCUUUAUUGUAUUAAAAUAUAUGCUUUAUUUAUUUGCUUGUAAGCCAGAAGUAUUAGAUGAUGAAAAACUCCUAUUAAAAUUCAAAAAGCUUUUAAAGCACCAAUUAAGGCCAUUAAAAUACGCUGCGUUAUUAGAACAAGUGAACUAUCAGAAAGUGUUUGAAAUAGCUGGAAUCAAUGAAAAAUUGUGCAAUGGGAAUUUCCAUUUGCCGUUCAAGUAUGAUUUAAGGGAAUUAAGAGGAAUUGCAGAAUAUAUGGGAAAGACUCAGACUUCCUGGUUCAGGAAAAAGAGGAGGAGAGGACUGAGCUUUGAUGAUUCAAAUGAGAGAUAUUUGAAACAGAGAGGCUUUUCGAUGGAUGAGACGAAGCUAAGAGAAAUAAGUGACAAUGUGAGUAGCUCGACAACGAAUGUUCCAUAA
Messenger RNA from Blepharisma stoltei, 2262 nucleotides. The record is from the annotation of a GenBank genome assembly. NCBI's taxonomy places the organism in Eukaryota, Ciliophora, Heterotrichea, Heterotrichida, Blepharismidae.